GGCCCCGAUAGGUUCCGAUACAAAUCGCCCCCGAUAUCGAAGAACAAUUGACACCGAUGGUAUAUCGUUUGAAAACGCAAAAAGUGCACAAAACCCGCUGCUUUUCGGUGCAGUUAGUGAAGCCGUUUCCUGAAAACUUGUGGCGCCAACUGCGACGCAAACACGCAAAAAACCAAGACAAAUAGGAGCUAUUAAAGCUUGACACAGAAGGACAUGUCCAACUCGGAGAAGAUGCAGGGCCAGGAGCACGACGACGAGCAGUCCUCCGACAUAGAGGAUUCCGGCGAUAAUGUGGGCCGUGAUGACGGCACCGACGAUGACGACGACAGCAACGGCAACAUGCAGCAGGAGGAUGGGGAUGGUGAUGGAGAUGGGGAUGGAGAUGGGGAUGGCGAUGGUGACGGUGAUGGCGACAACGAUGGCGACGGCCAGGAGCAUUCUGGCGACGAGGAGCAACACCACGGCCAGGGCAACGAGGGCGACAAUGGCUCCUCAGGACAGCAGCAACAGAUGCAGCAAGUGGACCGCACCAGCGCCACCAAUCUGAUCAUCAACUACUUGCCGCAGGACAUGACCGACCGCGAGCUGUACAACCUCUUCAGUGGCUGCGGGCCCAUCAACACCUGCAAGAUAAUGCGCGACUUCAAGACCGGAUAUAGCUUCGGUUACGGCUUCGUGGACUACAAAACGGAGUCGGACUCGGAGGACGCCAUCCAGAAGCUUAAUGGCUUCUAUGUGCGCAACAAGCGACUAAAGGUGUCGUAUGCCCGACCCGGUGGGCAGUCCAUCAAGGAUACGAAUUUGUACGUCAUAAACCUGUCGCGGAACAUCAACGACGACAUGCUCGACCGCAUCUUCUCGCCGUACGGCCUGAUUGUCCAGCGAAACAUCCUGCGGGACAAGCUCACUGGACGACCGCGCGGCGUCGCUUUUGUGCGUUACAAUAAGCGUGAGGAGGCGCAGGAGGCGAUCAAGGCGCUGAACAACACGGUGCCGGAGGGCGGAUCCCAGCCAAUCUGGGUGCGCCUUGCGGAGGAACACGGCAAGGCCAAGGCGGCCCAGUUUAUGGCCCAGAUCGGAGGUGGCAAUGGUGGCGGAGGCGGUGGUCCGCCGCACAUGGGACCAGGUGGACCGAUGCACCCGCCGCAUCACCACAAUAAUCACCAUCACAACAACCACCAUAAUCCGCAUAUGCCGCCGCAUCAUCAUCAGCCACAGCAUCCACACCAGCAUCCGCAACACCAUCCGCCGCUGCACCACAUGCAGCACCACCAUCCCAACAACCACAACAACAAUCACCCCAACAACCACCAUCAUAACAACAACAACAACCACCACAACAUGGGCGGCCCGCAUCCGCACCACAUGCAGCAAAUGCACCCGAUGGGCAUGAACAUGGGCAUGGGCGUCAACAUGGGUAUGGGCAUGGGCAUGGGCAUGCCCAUCCACGGAGGCGGCGGUGGUGGUGGCGGCGGCGGCGGCGGCGGUGGCGGUGGAGGCGGUGGUGGUGGCUUCCACCACAUGGCGCACAGAGGUAGAUCAAAUAGAACAACACGAUCUCAAAAACCGCAUCCAUAUAACCAUGCACAGAAAUUUAUUUAAACGCCAUUAAUUUCUUUACACGAUAUUAGCUGCAUCUCACAGGUGAAGUGUUCAUGCUGCCAUUGCCGAUUUGCAGCCGAUUCCCCAGCCAGCCGCAUCCCGUAGGCAAUGGCACUUGCCACAGCCCCAACAAGAGCAACGAGAGCAACUGCAGCAGCAGCUUCAGUUUGAGCCGCCGCCCGUAAGCCUCCAGAAUAACCAUCAGAUAUAUUCCGCAUUCGAUGGUAGAUCCCGAUCCCACUCCGACUACCUAGUGCCGCUCUACUUCCCAGUCGCCAACCAUCCAUCGGCCGUUUCCCUCUCUCCGCCAGCCACGUCCAAUUCGUCGAUUUCGGCCUUCCCAGCUGUGUUGGCCGUGUACGUUCCAGUAUACGGCACGGUUUCCAUCUCUGUUCCUGUUCCCAUGGACAUAGCCAGUCCACAAGCUCAAUGGGAGUGGAGCGUGCAUGAGUUUCAAUAACCAGAAGGAGGAGGUCAACUCAUUUACUACCCGAUAAAAGGCCAACGGUGAGUUGUGUGCCAAUGGACUGGAUGAGGUGGGCUAAAGAGCAGCGCAUCGCUGGCAGACGGAGGCGACGAAGAAGUCGGGGCGAUGGCGGAGGGCGGAUGCGUAGGCAGUGGUAGCAGUGGCAGCGAGCAGAAUUAUAUCCAGUGGAAUCGGAGGAGGGAAGGAGAUAUAACCGAGAAGCAAUACCCAAUAGUAGCCAACUCUCUCGCUCUCUCUGCGUCUCUCUAUGUGUAUGUAUGUAUUUCGUUAUCCAUAUAUGUAUAUCCAUGUCAGAGAGCCAGGAUCGGUUGAGACCAUACUAUAUCUAUAUAACGCGAAACCAUACUGGCCAGGAAUAGCAAAUCCAAGCAUUGGCAGCAGGAGGCAAACAAAAGUACCGAAAGAACACUAUCACAGAAUUAAGCAAAGCAAAGUUGAUGAUGCAUAGCGUGUAUUAAGAUGUAAGAAAUAAUGUUCCAAAGCAAACCAGCCCACACAAUCCCCAACAACACACACAAACACACACACACAUAAAGACGGUCGGAGUCGAAUCCUUGAUAAACGAUUUGAUAAGUUCGCGGUAACGAUAAGAUGUAAGCAAAUGAGAAAAAAUUCCAAUUAAUUUGUAUGAGCAGCAUACAAAGCUCCAAACGCAAACGCAAACCACUAGCAACUCAAUACGAGACGAGCACGCAAACCAAACUCAAAUGCAACUUCCCUGCAGUCCCAGUUCUCGUUCCAGAUGGAUUGGGCAUCGCAGAUGGGUUGAGAUAAAUUGAGUAACUGCACGGUACUAAUAAUUCCGGCCGGACACUGUGAGACGGACGGAACGGACGAGGAUUUAGGGAGACAGACCUUACAGACCUUGACAACGGACAGAAGACGCUUGCUCCGAGUAGAUGGUUAAUUUGUAGACUUUUAAGGAACGUCAACACAACAAGGGUUCGUUCGCGGCACUUGCUUUUUAUUACAUUAUAUAUAAAUAAAUUAUUGAUGUACUACCAACAACCCAAGAACACCACACUAUACAAACACCUAUAUAUUAGAUAAUAUAUAUGAAUGUAUAAACACCCGAACCGAAUUGCCGUAAACCUCCAAGAAAAACAUAAAAAACAAAAACAAAAAAACCCGACAAAAAGAUGGCUGAAUAUAAAAUAAACUUGAAAUUUUCCAACCAGCAUACCCGUGGGACCCAGUGGUCCCAAAUUUUUUUUUUAGUAUUGAUAAUCUCUAAACGUAAAUCCUAGUCUCGUAGCAUUAUCAUAGUUAAGGUGACUUUUUUUUCAGAAUAAACUUAACGCGCGAAAGAAAUACAUGUAUUUAAAACUAAA
This is a messenger RNA of Drosophila santomea, 3420 nucleotides long. Its product is annotated as sex-lethal homolog. The transcript is spliced from 6 exons. The record is from RefSeq and is a predicted model, not a curated record. The coding region runs from base 214 to 1602 and encodes 462 amino acids. NCBI's taxonomy places the organism in Eukaryota, Metazoa, Arthropoda, Insecta, Diptera, Drosophilidae. Gene Ontology annotation, cellular component: ribonucleoprotein complex; cytosol. Gene Ontology annotation, molecular function: mRNA binding.